Molecule: messenger RNA, 424 nt
Organism: Colletotrichum destructivum
Lineage: Eukaryota; Fungi; Ascomycota; Sordariomycetes; Glomerellales; Glomerellaceae
Exons: 1
Coding region: 1-399 (132 amino acids)
Source: RefSeq, a predicted model, not a curated record
AUGCACACUCUUUAUACCCCCCCUGCUCCGUCUCCUGCCCCUAACUUUCAGCUUCCGGCAGCGGCCGAUGUCCGAUACAACAAUUGCAGGCGAUGCAAGUAUCCUCUCAUAUGGGAUACUUCAGUCUCAGUCCUGUAUAGCACCUACAUCAUUCUACCAACCCCUCUUCUCAUUACCUUAACAAUUAACAAUCCAGAAACUGAUAACAUCACGGAAGAAGGGAACCGGUUUUUGGUAACAAGGCUAUUGUUAUUCUCUGGUUUUCUCAAGGAAACGUUCUAUGAUACGAUUUCGUACGAAAAUCUUAACCAAUAUGCACAAAGCAAAUUUGCGCUUGUUAUAGUGUUCCCGCCAUCGCCUUCGGCUUCCCCACAACUCGUCGUGCCCGACGCCCCCUGACUCUUAAUGACGAAUGGCUGCGGCC